This is a messenger RNA of Gavialis gangeticus (Gharial), 1644 nucleotides long. RefSeq names its product tumor necrosis factor ligand superfamily member 10-like. Gene Ontology annotation, cellular component: membrane. Gene Ontology annotation, biological process: immune response. Gene Ontology annotation, molecular function: tumor necrosis factor receptor binding. The transcript has 6 exons. NCBI's taxonomy places the organism in Eukaryota, Metazoa, Chordata, Crocodylia, Gavialidae. The coding region runs from base 6 to 821 and encodes 271 amino acids. The record is from RefSeq and is a predicted model, not a curated record.
UCGCCAUGGCCGUGAUGUCCAUCGUGGCGCUGCAGAUCGCCUCCACCACCGGCCUCUUCGUCUACUUCACCAUGUCCAUUUCCAAGCUAAAAGCCCAGAUGCAGGGUAGCUCUGAGGAGCUGAGGUGUUUGCAGCUUAUCAACAGACUGCAGGAGAUAUCUGACUUGGAGGAUCUGAUUGGUAACCAGUCCUGCCUCAAGCUGGCCAGCAGCAUCCAAUCCUACGUGACCAUGGUGACAGAGAAUGUUAUGCGCAGAAGCGCGCUUAAGGAAGCCAGGAGGAGCUAUUUCAAUACCUCGGAUGGACAGCUGGCUACAAAAGUACCUACCAAGUCCUCCGCCCAUCUCACGCUCGGGCACCAGAACCCUCCCCAAGGUGGAAGCUCAGAGCACUUCAGGGAGCUCCCCCAGUCCUGCCAACACCCCAUCACUCAGUGGGAAGACCGAGCCAUACAUUCCCAUCUUCAGAACAUCACCUAUCAGGAUGGAAAGAUGCGGGUGAACCAGGCAGGGAAGUACUAUGUCUAUUCCCAGAUCUACUUCCGCUACCCCAGUGAGGAUGCCAGCGCCCGUGUCUUGGGACACCAGCUGGUGCAGUGCAUCAACCGUAAGACCACUUACAGGCAGCCCAUCCUGCUGCUCAAGGGUGUAGGCACCAAGUGCUGGGCACCGGAGGCUGAGUAUGGCCUGUAUGCCCUCUACCAGGGAGGCCUCUUUGAGCUCAAGGCUGGCGAUGAGCUUUUUGUCUCCGUCUCAUCCCUGACCAUCGAUUUUGAUGACACGGCAGCCAGUUAUUUUGGAGCCUUCCAACUUGAUCUGUGAAGGGUCAGGACCUGCUUUAUGACUGCCUCCCAUCAGAUGUUUCCUUUUCAGACUCUCACUGUUGUCAACCUGCACAGCCCAGCUUUGCUGAACAUGUUAGAGACUGUGGACGUACUUGAGCUGGGUGACCCUGCAUGGCCCAGCAGCCCAUGGCGUCUGUGAUAGGGAUGGUGCAGAUGGUGGCCAUGGUGACCACUCCUUGUAAGCUGUUCUGACGUAAAAAGAUGGUGUCUCAGAUUUGUUUCUGCUUGCUGUUCUCUCUGGAAGACAGCUGAAUGCUCCUAUGGAACAGCCAAGGGUGGGGGGGAGGGGCAUCAUGCCUAGGGCUAUAACACCCCCUGACAUCCUAUCAUGAAGUCAGCUACAGGCAGGAGCAACAAACUGGGCACAGAUUUCUAGUGAGAGUAGGGCAGGGCUCCUCACCCUGCCCUUGGUAUCCGGGGGCCUGGGGUGCUGGUGCAAGGAGACCCCCUCAUCUACUGUGAAAAACUCACCUGGGAUGAGCCUUGAGGGAGUAGCAGCUGGGGUGAGGGGAGGGCGUCAGCCAGGGAAACUAAUCCAAUGAGCCAAAAGUUAAUAGCAGCGACUGCUUUCUAUAAGGGGGCUGUAACAGGAUAUUGCAGCAUCUAGUGACAGCUCCCCCCAUGCGCACCAGUCUCUGCUAUGAAGGCCUCCUCCUCAGACAUCCAUCUUGCAUCUGAGAUAGGUAGAACAAAAGCACAAAAAAUGGUCAGGGAAUCUCCCCAGUGUCUCUCCAGUGCACAGGCAAACAGAAGAGCUGGAGUGGAUCCUGUGGACCAGCCAAUCCAAUAACUGUUGAACA